Messenger RNA from Symbiodinium necroappetens, 762 nucleotides. The record is from the annotation of a GenBank genome assembly. Lineage: Eukaryota; Dinophyceae; Suessiales; Symbiodiniaceae.
AUGGCUGUAGCGGGGCCGCGGGAAAAUCUGCAAGGAGUGAUGGGUCCACCUCCUGCUGUUGAGCGCAGGGAGUUUGAGCUGCUACCGACAUACCAUCGUUUACUGCAGUAUGGACAGGAGGAUUGCAGAAGUGGCUCGGAUGACGGUAUAGCGGUCGAUGUGCCAGCGUGGGCAACCAGCUAUCUCGCUUCCGGUGCCACAGAGAUGCGUCGAAGCAUCCUGGAGAUCGGCACGGAUGAAGUGCAGGCUUUGGUUCAUUCUGUGAUGGAUUCCUCAGACUUCAACCUUAAUCUGGAGUUUCCAGACCAGGAAAACGGCGAAGCAAUCGAAGCCUCCCCGACGGCCAGGCAGACAAAAAGUGCACGGAAGCCAAAGGAGCAUCCGAAAAGACGGUUGAAGGAGACACGUUGGGGCCGUUGCUUGGCACCCUGGUGCCGACAGCUGGCAUUGCAGCCUGCACUGGGAAGCCGAGGUCCGUUUCUGGUUUGCUCGGCCAAGAGCGGCUGCCGCUUUAAGAAGGACCUCUCGGCGGCUCAGUGGCGCACUUUGCCUGCUGAGUGGCUGAAGUACUGGCCGAUAUCCUGGGCAGCAGUAAAGCCGUGGCUGCGCCCGCAGAGGCCUGUGGCCUCCCUGGGUUCCUCGCGCCAUGUGCGGCCGCGGCGCAUCUCAUGGCGACGCGCUGUGCAGGCAUCCCAGGACUAUGCUGCCUCAUCUCAGGAGCUCUUGGAUGCGCUUUCUCAAGCGAGCAGCGGAGGCGCCUGA